ACUGCCAAAGAUGAAGGGCUUUCGAAUGACCUUAAUUUCGAAGGUUUAGUAAAGCGCGGGAUCUAGCUAGAGCGGACUCUCUCCAACUCUCGCACCAUUUCUAGGUUGUCCAAGAUUUUCCACCUCAACAUUCGUUUACGAUACCCUUUUCGGAGUUCAAACUGUCUCCAAUGGCGUCUACACCAUCUUCCUUCGAUCAGACAACUAGCGUCAAGUCUGUAGACUCUUCACUAUGGUGGGACUCAUUCAAGCUACUUCUUUCCGAACUAGAGAACUCUCCUUUGUCUUCCGACUUCCCACCCAGCUUGAUUAAUAAGUUGAGAGAUAAUCGUGCGUGGCUGUUGGAUACUGUUUCAUUCUUCAAGCCGCCUAAUCAAAAGUCUAGAGAUGCUUUGAAUGCACGUCAGGUUAAUGUUGGGGAGCAUAAAUUAAUCAUAUUGCCUGAACUAAGAGAGGCUACUCUAAAAAUCAGCUCAAUUUUGUGUUUAGAUGAGAUUCAGACGUACAUUCUUGUCAAUAUGUCCAUAAAGCAAAACAAUCUUCCGGGAAAUCAAAUGGUUCCCGAACUCCUCAAUUUUGCAAUGCUUCAAUACUACAUUGAACGACAGUGCUUGUUGAAGUGCCCUCGGCAGAUUCUCAUGCAUGCUUUAUAUAUUCACGAUGAUUACAAAGAUGAUAGUUCUGCAAGGAAGGAAGCUCAAGACCUUAUUUCCAAGGGUCUAGAACAACGGUUACUAUCUCUCCUGCAGAAUCUUAUGUCCCGUGGUUAUCCAGAAAAUAUGGAUGUUGAUAUUUUCACCUUAUGGGCCGAGGAGAUGCUGAUAGAAGAGAAUUUGAUCCUUGAUAUCAUUUUCCUCUUAUAUUACGAGUCCUAUAGUGUUUGUAAUGGCAAGCAAUGGAAACAGUUCUGUGAACUUUAUGAGGGAGCCAUAUCUGGGUCUUCUAAUUUAGAAAAGCUGGCAGUAUCAUCUGAAGCAGUUCGGUCCAUAUAUCAUCUCAGACUGCAACUUCUACUAAUCCUAAUGGAAACUCUGGACCUUGAAAGCCUCCUCCAAAUGAUUCAUGAUGAAAAGCCUUUUAGUGAGGGUUCGAUCACCUUUUCCUUGAGAGAUAUCCAAGAAAUGGAUGCACACAUUUCUGCUCUAAGUGCUUUUGAAACAAGGGAAGCGGGUCCCUUAAUUCUAACUUGGGCGGUGUUCCUUUGUCUCGUGUUAUCACUUCCCAGAAAAGAGGAAAACAGUAUACUGAUGGAAAUUGAUCAUCUUGGCUAUCUUCGUCAAGCAUUUGAAGUUGGAUCCUUAAAUUAUUUUCUUGAAAUUCUUGAAAGUGAAAUAAUGAAUGGUUCUGAUAGUCCAGUUGCAGGUUAUCGAAGUGUUUUGCGAACAUUUGUCUCAUCAUUUAUUGCGUCUUAUGAAAUCAGUCUCCAGUUGGAGGAUAAUACGCUUCAAUUGAUACUGAGUAUCAUCUGCAAAAUUUAUCAAGGAGAGGAGUCACUUUGCACUCAAUUUUGGGACAAGGACAGUUUCAUUGAUGGUCCCAUUCGGUGUCUUCUUUGCACCCUAGAGGGUGAGUUCCCAUUUAGGAUGGCCGAACUUGUGCGUGUGUUAUCAGCCCUGUGUGAAGGUGCUUGGCCUGCAGAAUGUGUGUACAAUUUUCUCAACAAGUCUGUUGGUGUGUCAUCUUUGUUUCAACUAAGUAAUGGGUCCUUCAUUGACGAAGUUUCACUGAUUGUUCAAACCAAUCUUCUGUUGCCCAUACCUAAAGUUGAAGGUUUGCUUGUUCCCUGUAAAACACGUGGUCAUAUUGUAAGGAUGAUAGAUGGAAAUACUGCUCUUGUCCGGUGGGAGUAUGUGCAAUCUGGGAUGGUAUUGUUGAUCUGGCGCUUGGCUCAGAGUUUGUAUCUUGAUAGCUCUGGAGAGGACCUUGUCAUUCUUGAAUUACUUAGUCGAAUUGUAUCAUUUAACAUGGCUGCAUGCUAUAGUUUGAUGGGCACUGGUGGCUCACUGCAUGUUAAAAAUCCUGGUUUGGAUGGGCACACAGAAGCUAACUUAUGGGUAAAUGUGGCUGCAACUAUUUGCAGUUUCAUAAAAAAAACAUCCUCUAGUCACAAUGGUCCAUUAAUGAUGUCAAUGAGCAUUGGUAUACUGGCAAGAAUGUUAAAAUGCUAUCCCUCUUGCAUUCUUGAAAUGGUUCUACAUGCAAAUAUAUUUGAUGUAGACUUGAGGUUGAAUCCAUUGAGUAUUCACAAUGAUGGGCUCUCUAGGGGAUCAUGGAUGCUUCCUGGAAAGCUUGUAAACAUGCUUCUAAUUGACUGUGAACAUAAUGAUGGUUGCCCCUUAACACUUUCAGUGUUGGACUUCACCAUGCAGCUUGUUGAGACCGGAGCAGAAAAUGACAUAAUUCUCUCUCUUGUUAUUUUCUCUCUCCAAUAUGUGUUGGUUAAUCAUGAGCACUGGAAGUACAGGGUGAAGCAAGCUCGUUGGAAGGUGACAUUGAAGGUGCUUGAUGUAGUAAAGAAAUGUGUUGAAUCAGUCCCUUACAUGCAAAAGCUUGCCGUGCUUGUUCGUAAUGUCUUGCUCACUGAUUCUUCAAUCCACAAUUCCUUAUUUCGAGUCUCAAGUACUACCACACAGGCAUUGGAGAAACUUUAUGUCAACCGUCUGUAUGAACCAAUGGAGGUUGAAGGAUUAGAGCUUGCAAUAUGUACUUCUCUGGACAUUCUUUUCUGCAUGCUAUCCGACAUAUUCAAGGAUCUCCCUCCUAGCUUUUCUGUAUUCCAUCAAGCUUUGGUGUCAUCUUCAACAAAACCCAUGCCUGUUUCUACUGCAACGAUAUCAUUGAUGUCAUAUUUCCACAAUCCGAACAUACAAAUUGGUGCUGCAAAAGUACUUUCGAGAUUGUUUGUUCUAGCCGAUUAUUCGCAGCUAACUGUAACUGAGAAUUCUUGCUUUGGCCUGGAUGAGAAGCAGAUUGCCUACUUUAGGGAUUCAAUUUUCAAUAUCUUAUCCGAUCAUUCUCAACGAAAUCAAGAACUCGUUGCUUCUACAUUUAGAGUUCUCACAGCUAUAGCAUCUCAUCAGCCUGCUUUUCUUGUUGCUGUAGUUGGCUCCAAGGAAGGAACAGAGUUAAAUCAUGCUAAUGACCAGACAAAUUUAAAUGAGGCUGGCACAAAGUCAUUAAUAUCUGAAGUGAAUAUAAUUGAAGUAGUUAUGCAAUAUGUUAUGAAGUCAACUGAUCUUUUUGAUAGCAAUCCUUCCAUGCUGCUCACCGUGAUAAACCUCCUCAAGGUACUAUGGCAAGCAGGUUCGACAUUUUCUAUGAUCUUGGACAUAAUGAGGAACUCGGAGAACUUCUGGAAGCAGUUAUCCAAUUGUAUCACAAAAAUAGCUACUACAGAACACAAUCUCUCGGAAAAUGAAAGUCAUCUGGAUGCUGAGAAAGUGGCAUAUAGGUAUCAAUGUCAGUCAGGAACUAUGCAAAUAUUGUCAUAUGAAUUGUUCCUUCAGAAGAAGUUAUCACAUGCUGAAGUACUUGCCAAACAAAAUAUUAAAUCAAGAGAUAUAAAGAAAACUGAUGGUGGUAAAACAAGUUCUUUUGAUCUGAAAAGUUUCCUUGCUAGCUUUAGCAAAGGUUCUGUUGGUGUUUUGAUAAAUUCUUAUUCAUCGCGUGAGAAUGACAAGGAUAAACAUCACCAUGCCAAGGUUGCUGCUAGUUUAUUAUGUGUGCAUGUAAUGGAAAACGUAAAAGAUGGUGAUGCAGGCAGUCUAUCUGUCUCAUUAUUUGAGAAGAUUCGUGUCUUGGAACGUAAGUUGACUGAUAUGGCAGCCUUUAAAGAACUAGUUGCUCAAUAUAUGCAGCAGGGCUACAGCGAAGGAAAGGAAUUGCACAGUUUAAUACUUAGUGACCUUUAUUAUCACAUCCAGGGUGUUCUUGAGGGACGUGAAAUUGGUCCUGGGUCAUUUAAAGUUCUUUUGCAGUAUCUCAUGGAAUCAAAAUUUCUGCAAAUAUACAAGCAUAAAUACAAUGAAGACUUCUUUGCACAAACCAAGGAUGUGUAUGUGUACAACUUGUCUCGUUUACGAGUUGACUUGGGUUUGGAUAUGUGGGAUUAUUCAAAGUGGAAAUCAUCGAAACCGGUUGCAGAGAAAAUGUUUUCCUCCUUACAGGAUGUGAAUCAUAUGGUGUUGCUUGCUAGCUCCAAGCUUUGUGCUUUGAAGUCACUCAUAACAUUCUUAUCCAUGAUUGGAUACGAUUCAAAUGAGAAGGCCAAAGACAAUGGGGUCAUUCCGAAACAAUUAAUCAUGUCUUGCAUAGACAAUGUGAGCCAAUGUCUACAAGAUACAAUAGACUCCUUAUCUCUUCUAACUCCCAAUCCUCCCGAAGAUGUUGUUGAUUUCCUUGCAGCUCAAGCAGAACUACUGCUUUAUCUUUCCAGAAACGCUAGCUUCUCUAUACCCAACCGUGUUCAUAUCCUAAAAUCUCUAGGUUCCGGCCUCAAAACGUUAAGCAACUUAACGUCUUACAUAACUGCUGCCAACGAAACAAGAAAACUUCUUCUUCUCCUCCUCCUUUCCUUGAUUAAAUCUAGCUGCAGUAAUUCAGAAUCAGAUGAGCCAUUAGCGAUAGAAUCUAUUGAAGUCUUAUCUGAUCAGUCUAAUAUUAGUCUUAGCCUGUUGCCAAUUCUCUGUAACUGCACUGAACCUGCUGAACAUGGUAUUCUCUCCCUUACCAUUAUUGACUUAAUACUGGGAGGUCUUCUCACGCCCAAGACAUGGUUUCCUAUUAUACAGAAAAAUCUUCCAUUACGUCAUUUCAUUUUGAAGGUUCAAGAUAAGAGCUCUAUUCCUUAUGUGACGAGGAUUCUGAAAUUCCUUUUGACUCUUGCUCGUGUGAGAGAAGGAGCUGAGAUGCUUCUUACAGCUACUUUCCUCCCAUGUAUAAGAGAGUUGUUUUCUGAUUUAUCAGAUGGAAGGAUUAUUUCUAGCUGUGAAAACACCAAUGAAGCAUGGCAUUUAUGGGGGCUUUGUUUAGCUGUAAUUACUGCAAUGAUACAAUCUUUAGGGGAUAGUCGUUUUUGUUCUGAUACGGUUGAAUAUGUGUUGGCAAAUUUUGUCUUGGAAAAAGUUAACCUGAUUUCUUACUAUCUAUCUGCACCGGAAUUACAUUAUGAUCAUGGUAAAACAGAAGUGCGAACACGGAAAGUUCGAACAUCUCUUCAUUCUCUUAGGGAAACAGAGUAUACGAUUGCCUUGAUAUGUGAGUUAUCGAAGCACGGGAAUUCUUGGGCAAAGGCUGUGAAGGAAAUGGGUUCGGAUUUGAGGGAAAGAGUUAUUCACUUGCUUGGUUUUGUUAGCCGUGGAAGAGAGUCACCCGAAAAGGGUGCGUAUUUUUUGUGUCGUCCCGUUUUGAAAGAGGAGUUGGAUUGGUAUAAAAGGCCGUCGUUUGUUGGAAAUAGAAGUGGCUGGUUUGGACUAACUCCAAUUGGUUGUUGUGGAUUGGAGACUACUUUUUCGGAUGUAUCUUCUUCUUGUAAAGCAAUUGCGCUUGUAACUAAGAAUGAUGGGGCGAGGUUUCCUCAAACAGAAUUUUCCGAUACUGUAGCAGUAGAGAUAUAUCAUCUGGCGUUUCUUCUUUUGGAGUUUUUGUGUUUAGAAGCAGAAGGGGCUGUUAGAAGAGCGGAGGAAGUGGGCUUUGUUGAUCUUGCUCAUUUUCCUGAGUUACCAAUGCCUGAAAUCUUACAUGGUUUACAGGAUCAAGGAAUGACGAUAGUUGCUGAACUAUGCGAAAACAGCAGAUCAAAGCAGAUUCCUUUUAAGAUACAUGGCUUAUGCAUAAUGCUGCUGCAGAUAACGGAAAUGUCACUAAACCUUGAGUUUUGUGUUCUCCAAAUUUGCGGUAUAAGGCCUGUUCUUGGACGAGUAGACGAUAUCUCCAAGUCAGUAAAGAGAUUGUUGAAAGGGGCAGAAGGUCAUGCGUGUCUAAAAGAGCCCGUGAGGUCGUUGAAAAACAUAUUGUCGUUUCUAUAUCCUGGAUUACUACAGAAUGAAGCCGCCUAUUCAUAGAGAUACAAAACGAAACAAUUCACUUCUCGGUUUUGCUCACAACGAAUAUUUGAAUAUGAUCCUUACAAUUGUGCUAACAUUUAUUAUAAUAUUGUCUUCUAGGUAGAUAAAUGUGAGUAUGUGACCAACUUUUUGUAUUGCCUAAAUUAAAAAUGUCCCUAUUUCAUUUCUUACAUAUAUAUAUAUGGUAUUAGGUAAAGCCUCUUUGAGUUUCA
Molecule: messenger RNA, 6277 nt
Organism: Impatiens glandulifera
Lineage: Eukaryota; Viridiplantae; Streptophyta; Magnoliopsida; Ericales; Balsaminaceae
Exons: 32
Coding region: 171-6062 (1963 amino acids)
Biological process (GO): RNA export from nucleus; protein import into nucleus
Cellular component (GO): nuclear pore inner ring
Molecular function (GO): structural constituent of nuclear pore
Source: RefSeq, a predicted model, not a curated record